AUGAGGUCCAAAUUGAACACCAGUAAAAGUUCUUUGGAGGACUUGAAGAAGAUGUCAGCUCUGGCAGCCGAUGUUCCCUUCCUGCGCACGAGGUUGAGGGCGAGCGAGCGUGUGGUGGAUGAGUUGAGGAGGAAGACCGCAGCGGUCAUGUCUCGACUUUGCCACGUGGAGGAUAUGGAGAGGCGGCCUUCAGGUGGACCAGGUGACAUGCCGUGGGAAACAAGAAAACCACCCGUGUCCCCGGCACCCCAUGUAUUGGAAGGUUCUAACGUGACCGCACUGGAUGUUCGCCUGCAGCUUGUGGAGAACAACUUGACAGUACAGACCCAAACAGUGUCCCACUUAGAAGACAGCGUGUUGAGAGGAGAGCGCCACCUACAAGAGAUCAGAGCCACUGUGGGGACCUCACUGAACCACACGCAAACACAAAGUGAAGGUGUAAAAGUGCGCCUGAGUGUGCUGGAGAACCUGCUGGAGGACUUAAGGAGGACCAAGUCAGUCCAAUCCAGUCAACUUUCCAGCAUGGAAGUGCGACUGGCUGACAGCUACAACAACACUGCAAGUCAGGCCAAGCAACUUUCCAGUAUGGAGUCACGACUCACUCACACCCUCAACAAAACUCACACUGUGUUGCAGCACAAGUUGAACAUUACUGAUCAGAAGAUGAACGUAUUGAAGACGACAACAGAAGAGCUGAUGUUGCGCGUGCGUGUUUUGGAGCAACACAGCCAGCGGUCAGAUGACAAAGGCGAGACAAAGGUGGCCUUCGCCGCCGCACUCACCGACUCGGGGUCAGUGGGACCCUUUGACCAGGAAACUACGUUGAUCUUCUCCAAGGUUUUCACCAAUGUGGGCCAAGCUUACGACGUGACCUCAGGUGUGUUCACGGCUCCCAUCGGUGGCGUUUACGCGUUCAGCUUCACGGCGGCCGACUUCCUGAAAGGCUACAUGGGCGUCGCCUUGUACCGCAACCAGCAGCCAAUCGUCUUCAGCCUUGACCUCAACGACCACGGAGGCUACGCGUCCGUCGCCAAUGGAGUGCUGCUGGGGCUGGAGGCGGGCGACCGCGUGCGCCUGAGUCUGCCCGCCAGCUACCGUCUCUACGACGAUGCCCGAAACUUCAGCGUCUUCAGUGGCUUCCUGCUCUUUGCGCUUUGACUCAUCGACUGCAAAUAGACAAUCUUUGUAAACAGGAAGUUGUUUCAA
This is a messenger RNA of Nerophis lumbriciformis (worm pipefish), 1206 nucleotides long. RefSeq lists its product as uncharacterized. Gene Ontology annotation, molecular function: protein binding. Lineage: Eukaryota; Metazoa; Chordata; Actinopteri; Syngnathiformes; Syngnathidae. The record is from RefSeq and is a predicted model, not a curated record.